Messenger RNA from Mesorhabditis belari, 2709 nucleotides. The record is from the annotation of a GenBank genome assembly. Lineage: Eukaryota; Metazoa; Nematoda; Chromadorea; Rhabditida; Rhabditidae.
AUGGAUGAUGAGUCGAUCAAACGGUUGAAUCCAUUAGAGUGUGGGGUGUGUUCAAAGGAAUUCAACAACCCGGUGCACUUACCGUGUCUUCACGUCUUUUGCAACGGUUGCUUGCAAAGAAGCGAUAAGGAUGAGAGUGGAAAUGAGACCGAUACAGCAGCAUUAUGCUGUCCGGAAUGCUCGGCACCGCUAGGUGAAGCUCCACCCACUGAUUUGUUAGCAAAAUACCUUGUCGACACAGCGCACGAACCGGCCGAGAUAUGUGCGAACUGUGAUCAGAUCGCUCAACCGAUGUUCUUUUGCGAGACGUGUCAACAAGCGCUUUGUGUGGAUUGUCGCCAGAACACUCAUCAGGCUAAAAUGUUCUCCACCCAUCGCUUGAUUUCGUUGGAAGAACGCGCAAGGGUGAAAGGUCGAGUAAGCUGUGCCCAACAUGGAGAACCGUACAUUUUGUUCUGUGUCGAUGAGAAGCGGCUCGUUUGCAUACAAUGCUUCAAUGGGAGACCGCUGGAGUCAAGGCACAGUUUCGUUUCAAUCGACACGGCUCAUUCGGCAAAUGUCGAAAAGUUGGAGAAAUGGGCGAACAAGUUGAGACUUUAUCAGGUCGAAAAGAAAGAGGAGGUCGACGUGCGAAAGAGAAUGCUGACCGAGAUUGACGAACGAUCGCAUAAAGAUCAUUUAGCAAUCACUCAACUUUGCCAAGACAUCAUUGAUACGGUGACUUUUGUGCGUGAUCGAACCGUUGACGAGAUGGGAUUGACGAGGAAAGAUUUGGAGACCGAAUGCGGCGCACAGAUGGCCGAAUUGAGCAAUGUGAUGGCACCGAUCCGUCUCUACCUGCUCAGCGCUCAAAUCCUUUGCUCGUCGGCGUCGAAAAUCGAUUUUCUCCAAUUUUAUGCGGAUCUAGUAAAGCGGAUACAGUCGGUUUUGAGUCGAUCGAUCGGCCGACCGCCGCUCAUUCAAUGGAAAGAUCUCGACACGGCGAGAGCUGAUCUGUCGAAGGCUUUGGAACCGCACAUUGGAAUGUCGGCUGCAUGGCUACCGAGUAGAGAGACUCGAGAGGGAUCGGGAAGUGCCAGCUAUAAAGGAAAUAAUCGAUCCGCACCGUCUCAUGGCUUUCAGGGAGUGCUCACGAAAUAUCAGAUCAUGGUCGACUUGGCUGGCGCUUUUGGGGAACGCUUUGCGCGAAUCGAUCUACCGAUGAAGGACAUGGCAAAUGACUUGAGUGAUGUCUCUCGACAAGUUCAAGAGGCUCAACGGGAUUUGACUCGACGAAAAGUGCUGCUGAAGACAGAGUUCAUCGAUAAGCUCAUUGAGAAUUGUGCCAACGUUGAUUCCCGUUUGGGGAUGCACUCGGCGCUGAUCGCCGAACUUCAACCAGAUCUGCAAGAGCUUUGGCAAGAGGCACUCGAUCGAGUACGACGACAACAGAUCAUGUACAGGGAAAAGGUUGAGUUCUGCAUGCGUUUACGGGAAACUGCUCGUCAAUUGUUGACCGGCGUUCGUCAGUUGGCGCCAUUUGCGAAAUGUUUAGAGAGCAUGUCAGCUACCAUUGAUCCAAAACGAUGCCAUCCACCUGAUCCAGCUCCGAUGGAAAGCAUUUGCCUUCAAAUCUCAACCAUCGAGCCGGACAGUGAGCGACGAAUUCAAGCCAUUGAAGAAGAAGAGAACAAUCGUCGUUUAAAUCAAGAAGCGAAACGAAGGGAAGAAGUCGAGCAGAGGAGCGCUGUCGGCAAAUUACACAAGGCAAAGGGUAAUAAGAAAAAGAGUGGCUCUCGUUUGGUGGUGAAUACGAAUCGCGAGCGAAGUCCGGGUGGAACCGAUGUGACACUUAUGAGUCCGUGUCUUCGUGAGAGAAGCCCUCCUCCCCCAAUCGAAGAGCGUUUAGAGCCGAUCUCUGAUCAAGAGCUUGAAGCUGAUGAGGAUUUGCCCUCAACAAGCGUCCUUUCAAUGUCCCCAACGCAUUUCGAGACAUCCGACACUCACGAGACCGGGGAAAUUGAUCAAUCCACACGUUCUCCAUCGCCCACCACCAUCAAGACGAUUAAUCAAUUUCUGCUUGGUUAUACGAGUCCAAACACGAAACUCGAAGCCAUAUCUCCAACGCUCACCGAAUCCGAGCUCUCCCUGGCCAGCAACGAUUUAGAAGACCUCUCCGAUCGCCCAAAACUCUCGGAUGGCUUGGCGAUGAAAGGGAAAUCGAAGCGAAAGGAUAUUGGAAAAGAAAUGCCAAUCCCGUCGGCGGUGUCGGCCCGGAGUGAGAGCCUCGCCGCGCGCAUUACGAUCGAUGUGGGCAACUCGAGAGACACUGUACUUCGCUCACUACAAGACGUCUUCUCAGAAAGGGAUCAGGAGGACGCGGUCGUCGUUGAACAGCCAAAUGUUUUGGCGAGUGCAGUGAAAAGUGCUGAGAGACGAUUUCGAGAAAAGGAAACGCAAAGACAAACGAGUCCCAAACCGAUGAAUCGCCGGAAAACCGUCUCAAUCGGUGAAACACCAGCCGUGAAAGUGAAAGACGACGAGCCAUUCAUGCCACGCCCAAACUCGACACCAAUGCCCCUUCCUCCACCGAUGCCACCAACCGGUUUCCCGUCAAGCUCACCACAAGAAAUAUCGAGUCUCAAACCAUUUGAAGCUAGGGAAAAAAUGCUUGAAAGUUUACGAGAACGAAUACCACGAAUUGAUGCCACUCCUGAACCCGAAAUCAAC